CAGUUCGCCGGUUCCUGUGGAUCGAGUCCGUGGACAUACUUUGUGCCGCGCCGAGCUCCCGAGACACCUUGUUUCGUCGCUCCGCGCGACAGUCUCAUCGUACCAAGUACAAAUCCCCGACAUUCAGGCUGUUGGAAAUUGAUUAGACAUACUGUGCUUCUGUGUCAUUCAAGUCCAGCACAGCUUUUCCUGCCGACCCGGAACGACAUACACUAAAAUGUACAACGGAUACUCGCAAGUUCACAGCAAUUACAGAUCUAGAGGAAAUCGAGAUCAUGGCAACCGUAAUGGAGGGGUUGGCGGAACUUAUUGGAACAGUCAACAACAGAGUCAAAAAGAGUUUGGCACAAAGAAGCAACAAAAUCACAAGAAGACUCCGGGCGAUUUACUGAAGAAGCCUAGUUGGGAUUUGGCAAAUUUGCCCAAGAUAACGAAGAAUUUGUACGUUCCUCACGUUAACAUCUUGAACCGAACACCUGACGAGAUCAGCAAGUAUCAUGCGGGCAAGGAGAUUACUGUUAAAGGCAACAAUACGCCUUCUCCCAUUCAAGCCUUCGAAGAAAGCAACUUUCCAGAUUACGUGAUGGAAGAGAUCAGGAAGCAAGGUUUUGCCGAACCCACUGCAAUUCAAGCUCAGGGCUGGCCAAUUGCACUCAGCGGACGAGAUUUAGUCGGAAUUGCUCAAACUGGUUCCGGGAAAACUUUGGCUUAUAUCCUUCCGGCGACGGUGCACAUCAAUCAUCAGCCUCGUCUCAGUCGAGGUGACGGACCAAUUGUUCUGAUUCUCGCUCCCACGCGCGAAUUGGCUCAACAAAUCCAAACUGUUGCACGUGAUUUCGGCUCGUCCUCAUGCAUUCGCAACACCUGCAUCUUCGGCGGCUCGCCGAAGGGGCCUCAAGCUCGUGAUCUUGAACGCGGUGUGGAGAUCUGUAUCGCAACACCUGGUAGACUGAUCGAUUUCCUCGAGAAAGGUACCACAAAUCUGCGCAGGUGCACAUAUCUGGUUUUGGAUGAGGCUGAUCGAAUGCUGGAUAUGGGUUUCGAACCACAGAUACGCAAAAUCAUCGAGCAGAUUCGACCUGAUCGGCAAGUUCUCAUGUGGUCCGCCACUUGGCCCAAAGAAGUGCAAGCGCUCGCCGAGGAUUUUCUCAGUGAUUAUAUCCAGAUUAAUAUCGGGUCCUUGACUUUGGCGGCCAAUCACAACAUUCGGCAGAUUGUUGAGAUCUGCCAAGAACAUGAGAAGGAAAUGAAACUAUCACAAUUGUUACGCGAAAUUGGGACCGAACGCGGCAGCAAAAUGAUCAUUUUCGUGGAAACGAAGAAGAAGGUGGACGAUAUAACGAAGACAAUUAAACGGGAAGGCUGGUCUGCAAUCUCAAUCCACGGCGACAAAUCACAGCCGGAGCGCGAUUACGUUCUAUCGGAAUUUCGCAACGGGAAAACUAUGAUCUUGGUCGCGACAGAUGUAGCAGCACGCGGCUUGGAUGUCGAGGACGUAAAGUACGUUAUCAACUUUGAUUACCCCAACAGCUCCGAGGACUACAUCCACAGGAUCGGCAGAACCGGUCGCUGCCAGAGCGCAGGCACUGCCUAUGCUUACUUCACACCGAAUAAUGCAAGACAGGCGAAGGAGUUGAUCGCAGUGCUAGAGGAGGCCGGUCAAGCUAUAAACCCACAAUUGGCGGACAUGGCGAAUUCUGUCAGGAAUCAAUACGGCAAGGGACGGCAACGGUGGAGCCACGUACGUGGAGGCAACAAGGAUAACAUUUCUCACGGAAGUCCUAGAAACAACAUUAGCCCGACAAUAAACAAUUGGCAGCAUAUGUUGCAGGCGAAUCAACAACAACAUCACAACCAAAUGGUUCAGGAGAAAACCGUGGCACGUGGUCAUCAGCGCAACAAUGGCUAUCAAGUUAAUCGGCAGAACAAUUAUCAACCACAACAUUCCUAUCAGCAGCAGCACCAGCAACGACAAUCCAUUACUGGCUAUCAGAACAGCUACCAGGCGACUAACAACACAUGUCAACCUACACAUCAGGGCGCUACUAGUGCGCCCAGAUACCAAGGCAGGACUGGAUACCAGGGUAAUCGUUUCCAAAAUAGGCAGAAUGGCUUCAGCGGCAAUCAGAGCGGGCCCAAUGUUUACUCAAUGCCGCCGCCGUUCAUGAUGCCGUCUAGUGGACACGCGGACUCUGGGAUUCAAAAUCUUGUGAACAACAAGUUUUUCCAGACCAACCGACCGCCGCCCAACGCUGGUGCCUGCGCAUACCAAUCGAUGGGCUACGGCCAGUUUCAGGCAGUGCCGCCGUACGGCUAUCCGUAUCCACCCACGCCGGUGCAGCAGUGACGCCUUCCACGAUGCAAGACCAUCGGGGU
Messenger RNA from Atta colombica, 2376 nucleotides. RefSeq names its product DEAD-box ATP-dependent RNA helicase 20-like. Gene Ontology annotation, cellular component: cytoplasm; ribonucleoprotein complex; nucleus. Lineage: Eukaryota; Metazoa; Arthropoda; Insecta; Hymenoptera; Formicidae. Gene Ontology annotation, molecular function: RNA binding; ATP binding; RNA helicase activity. The transcript is spliced from 3 exons. The record is from RefSeq and is a predicted model, not a curated record. Bases 218 to 2347 code for a protein of 709 amino acids.